AUGAAGGUAGAGGAUUAUUUAGUCAAAUCGAACAAGCCGGCAAUGGUUAUUAUCAUUUCGAAAAGUGAGCUAAUUGACGAUCCAACUUCAGGCAAGCCACUUGUUGAGAUUCUCCCACCGCCUGGCAAAGAAGUGCCCCAUACCGAAACCCCCUUCCCCAGCCGACGAAAAAAAAACCACCAAAAGAAAAAGCGAAGGAAUUUAGAAGAAAGCGGGGCGCCCUUCCAAAAAGCAGCUAAGAAGCCCAAACUUUCACGGAAAGAAAUGCGAAGAAAAUGUUUCAGUGCGCCACCUAAGGCUGAAAAGGUAUUUGAACCUACCCACCGGCUAAUCCCAGCUGCUAAGGCGGCUAAAACAGCCGUCAGCACAGUGGAGGCCACAAUGAAAUAA
This is a messenger RNA of Mesocestoides corti, 390 nucleotides long. Lineage: Eukaryota; Metazoa; Platyhelminthes; Cestoda; Cyclophyllidea; Mesocestoididae. The record is from the annotation of a GenBank genome assembly.